AUGGCGUCUGAUGCUCCCCCAAGACGCUUCAAAGUAGAGCCUCUCGAGACCACUACAUCAAGCUCCAAAGAACGAAAGCAAGAGUUGGAUGAAGCAACGUCAAUACCUGCUCGGAAGUUUGCACCUGAGCCGAUUGAGACCACGACCAAGAGUAAUCGCAAGUUUGCUCCAGAGCCCGUGGAGACAACGCAACGGACCAACCGUCGAUUUGAACCAGAACCGAUGGAAAUAACGACCAAGACAAACCGACGAUUUGUGCCAGAGCCGAUGGAAACCACAACGAAGACUAACCGCAAUCGCCGCAAGUUUGCUAGGGAGUGGGACGAGACGACAUCCCCUCGUAGAUUCAAGGCCGAACCCUUGGAGACAACCUCGAGAGGCAACAGACACCCACCCAGCCCAAGAAAAUUCGCACCACAGCUGAUAGAGAGCGCUCAAAGAUCACGCAAAGCAGGCGACAACACCCCAGCACUAUUGCCAUCCGACAAAACGGAGGCAACGCCUGAGAGCAAAGCCAUAAGUGCUAGGAAAGCCCGGAUUUUGGGCAUUUCACCGUCGGCACCAAACAACACGCCAACCAUCGAUCUUCCACACAAUCCUCUUUCUCACAACCCCCUGUUUUUAGAAAUUCAGCGCUCGGAGUUACCUCCAUCAAGACGAAGAUCCUGGUUUUCCUGCUCACAGCACUCAUUCCGCGUCCCAGAUCUGGAGCCUAUCGAAUCUUCUGAAUCAGAAGCGUCGAGUCCGCCAUCGCCUACCACUUCAACCUCUGACCACUCCUUUAUGUACAAGGAGGCUACACGAAGAAGAGAAAGCGUUGACGAGAGUUCUUCUGGAUACAUGCUUGCGCUCGCCGCUAAAGCUGCCGAAAGACAACUGCGCGAACAAGCCAUGGCCGCUUUUCCCAAUGACGACUUCCACGAGCCCGUCGACCAUUUCAUUGACCAUGAGACGGAUGACACUAAUGCACAGGACAGACGUGGAUCAUCUUAUAGCGAAGUCAACUGGGAUCUGAAGGAUAUGCGAGAGUACCAUGAUCUCCAGGAAUACGAGAAGCGAAAGUUGGAAAGGCGGACUGCUCAGCUGCAAAAGGCUGUAGUGACGACCGAGCCUGCGUUCAGUCCCUUCGGUAACCCGGCCGCUUUCCUUGAUGCAUCGACUACUAAGAAGCUUGCACAAGACCGUGAGGUCGAGCCGAUGCGGAAAGGAGCACGUCCUCCUAUGCUUGGAAAGAACAUCAAGUUCCCACGAUGUGCGUCCCCAGAACCAGCACGUUUUGAUCCUACCCAAGGAUGUGACGCAGUACGCACAGCGAUGUGCUACUUGUCAGAACAAAGCAAAGCUGCUGAAGACGGGAGAGAAAGCUUGUGGUGUGGCAAAGGCAAUGGCAAGCAAACAAGCACAACACCAUCGCUCUGGUCCACCGCCAACAGCAGAGCGUCUAGUACCCAUGGGCUGUGGGGUGGGAUGUGCGUCAAUAAUGGUGGAGAGCAGUCGCCCCGGGGACCUACCGGUAUUCUAACGCCCAGCCACGAGAAGGGAAAUCCGAUGUCACCAAACCCGUCCCCUGCUAUGAGCAUGAGUCUUUUGCCACCCACACCACCGGCAUCAUCGACCGACUUUGGCAAUAUCGACGAGAAACUUGCCAUCGAACAGACCAUUGAAGAGGAAUUCGGUGACGACUUCGUCACUCAGGUUUAUAAUUACCUGUCGUUGGGUUAUCCAGCUAUGGCGCAGCCUUUUGACCCAGAAUUGUCUAAAAUCUCUGGUAUCUCUGUGUCUGAGCUGAGGCAAGAUGAUCACCUUGAAAAGUCCUCAGGCUACAUCCGUCUAGGCGAGGACGGAAACUUAAAAAAUUCUGAGAUAACAGAAGAGACAUGCACGCGCUGGAGGGCUCUGCGCGUUUACAUACAGGAAUGGGCCAGGCAGCACCCUAAGAUGAGCGAACAGCCUUCUGCCGAAAGCCAUGGAGUUGCUGUAAGAAAAGGGAGCUGGGGACUCUGA
Boeremia exigua is the source of this 2004-nucleotide messenger RNA. RefSeq lists its product as uncharacterized. The coding region runs from base 1 to 2004 and encodes 667 amino acids. Lineage: Eukaryota; Fungi; Ascomycota; Dothideomycetes; Pleosporales; Didymellaceae. The record is from RefSeq and is a predicted model, not a curated record. The transcript is spliced from 2 exons.